This is a messenger RNA of Orussus abietinus, 10727 nucleotides long. RefSeq names its product protein furry (gene fry). The transcript has 45 exons. Gene Ontology annotation, cellular component: site of polarized growth; cell cortex. NCBI's taxonomy places the organism in Eukaryota, Metazoa, Arthropoda, Insecta, Hymenoptera, Orussidae. Gene Ontology annotation, biological process: cell morphogenesis; neuron projection development. The coding region runs from base 414 to 10172 and encodes 3252 amino acids. The record is from RefSeq and is a predicted model, not a curated record.
CGCCCUUGGGGGCAAAAAACGGUGAAAGCUAACGUACGAAAUCAGAGGGCAGCACAGGAAGCGAUCGCACGAUCGUGCCCGUGAGCAGUCUCGCAACUCAUCUCUGUUAUCAAAUCUAAAUGGAAAAAUGCUCGCGUUCUGACAACGUUGUCCAAACAUAUCGCCUCUGACAUGAAUCAUGCCGGACCUGUGCCAGAAACGUCAGAAAUAAAUCCAAUUAAUUUUGUGGCAAAUCAAUUACUGACCACCCCCAAUCCAAGGUUAUAGUUGAAUUGUUAUGAACAAUUGUCCUCUGCUGCGCACUUGUGAUGUAGACCGGAGGCCUUUGCAUUAUUGAUAGAACGUUGUCAACAAAACUACCUCCAUAAGGCUAGUGAGCUGAUAAUGAUAUGGACUGACAAUAUGUAUCGAAGAUGUUGCCCGAGAAAGAGGUGAACAUCGAAAUUAUGACCGAAGGAGGCGAAAAUCAACCAACUACGAACAAUGAGGCACAAGCUGAAGUGUCCGAAGCUAGAUCAUCGCAUGCUGAAAGUGUACAAGAAGGAAAUACAGAUGCAACGUCACAAAGUUUCUCUGGUUUUUGCCAAGACCAGCUCGUGGUUCAUGGAUCGACCCAGGGAGAAGGUAGUGAUGCUUCCAGCAUACUUACCGCCAGUACGUCAAUUUCUGGUAACGAAUCGAGUUCAAGCAGGGUGAGUGCAGUAACAGUUAUAUUGCCUUGGGGUGCGCAGAAAGAGACAAUUAAGCCUCAACAAAUCGGAGACAUGGAUCUGAGACCUGGAGAACUUGUAAUGCGUAUUUUAUUCGUUGACUUUACAUCCCAAGCUGAGAAAAAAAUGGAAGCAGUCAUGACAGAACACGAAAAGCAACUUUCAAAAGUUUUACAAAGAGGUGAAGAUCUCCAAUUCGAUCAACUACUUUCAGCCUUUGGUUCUGUAGCAGAGCACUGUUUACCAUCUAUUUUGCGAGCACUAUUUAAUUGGUACGAAAGACAACUGGUUGACCAUGGAACCGAUCAAAAAAAGCCAGCUCCUGGGAAGGAAGAUCAAAAGGGGAAGAGUAUUAUGUACACGAUCGUAUCAGGAAGUGUCGAAACUGUGGAAAGGAGCGAAGCUGACUUAUUGCAAGAGAGAAGAGACCUCGCCGUGGAAUUUAUCUUUUGUCUGAUGUUAAUCGAAAUUUUACGCCAACUUCCCUUCCAUCCAGGCCACGAAGAUCUCGUGACGUACAUUGAGAACAUCGCUUUUAAACAUUUCAAAUAUCGCGAAGGGAUUCAAAAUGAUCCCAACGCAGGGAACAUUCACAUUAUCGCAGACUUAUAUGCAGAAGUUAUCGGAGUGCUCGCACAAGCUCGGUUCAUGUCUGUUAGGAAACGGUUCAUGGUGGAAUUGAAGGAACUUAGAGCGAAGGAACCUGGACCACAUACUACGCAGAGUAUUAUAUCCUUACUCAUGGGAAUGAAGUUUUUCAGAGUUAAGAUGGUUCCUAUAGAAGAAUUCGAGGCCUCGUUUCAGUUCAUGCAGGAGUGUGCUCAAUAUUUUUUAGAAGUGAAAGACAAAGACGUCAAGCACGCUCUUGCCGGCCUAUUCGUCGAAAUACUCGUUCCAGUCGCUGCAGCUGUAAAGAACGAAGUCAACGUUCCUUGUCUAAAGAACUUCGUAGAGAUGUUAUACUCCACAACUUUGGAUAUGUGCACCAAGUCAAAGCAUCGCCUAGCAUUGUUUCCGCUCGUAACUUGCCUUCUCUGUGUCAGUCAAAAGACAUUUUUCUUGCAAAAUUGGCAUUACUUCCUGGCAAUGUGUCUCUCCCAUCUGAAGAACCGCGAUCCAAAGAUGUGCCGCGUUGCUCUAGAGGCCCUCUAUCGACUGCUGUGGGUCUACAUGAUUCGCAUAAAGUGCGAGAGCAAUUCCGCGACUCAGAGCAGACUGCAGAGCAUCGUGAACUCACUAUUCCCUAAAGGCUCAAAGGCUGUCGUCCCGCGGGACACUCCCUUGAACAUCUUUGUGAAGAUCAUUCAAUUCAUAGCUCAGGAGAGACUAGAUUUCGCGAUGAGAGAAAUAGUGUUCGACCUUCUUUCCGUUGGUCGCCCGGUCAAGAUCAUCCUGACUCCGGAACGCAUGAGCAUCGGACUUCGAGCUUUCCUGGUCGUUGCUGAUAGUUUGCAACAGAAAGAAGGCGAGCCACCAAUGCCGCGCACAAUGGGUGUUCUCCCCAGCGGUAACACAAUGCGCGUUAAGAAAACAUUUCUCAACAAGAUGCUAACCGAGGACACCGCGAAAAGCAUAGGGAUGUCUUCUUACUUCCCUCACGUACGACGAGUGUUCGUCGACAUUUUGAGGGCAUUGGAUGUACACUAUGGGAGGCCCUUGAUGAUGACCAGCACUCAAAACAUGAACAAAGAGCCCGAUGAGAUGAUUACUGGCGAACGGAAACCAAGGAUAGAUCUCUUCAGGACUUGUGUAGCUGCCGUUCCUCGAUUGAUUCCUGACGGAAUGACUGGAGCUGAAUUAGUUGACCUCCUUGCUCGACUUACAGUGCACAUGGACGAAGAACUUAGAGGAUUGGCUUACCAGAGCUUGCAAACGCUGGUCCUGGACUUCCCUGAUUGGCGACAAGAUGUGGUCCUCGGGUUUACUCAGUUCCUCGCCAGAGACGUCCAGGACACGUUUGCCCAACUGGUCGACAAUGGUCUCAGGAUGUUACUUCAAUUGCUAACCAGUUGGAAGAAUGCUUUGUCUAGUCCCAGCGUUAAAUCCAAGGAACCACCGAUCGAUCCUGCGAGAGUGGGUUUGCGAUCCGAUGGGUCCAUUAAAAAAACCGAGCCCGGCCAGAAGGUGGAACCCGUGUCCAGUGUUUUCCAUCUAGUCGAAGGAUUCUCUUUAGUGAUGCUCUGCAAUUGCCGACUGUAUCCUCGGCGCAUAGCCGUCCAUAUUCUUCGUGAAGUCAAACUGCUAUUGAAGACUCUGGGCGGCCUAGAAGAUGAUCAACCAGUAAUAGACAUAAUAGACGCCGCCUGUCCGGCUGUUUUGGAAAAGUGUUACCACAUGCUACCACCAGCCGAAAAGGCAGCGGCUGCUUCAACGUCCAACGUGGAUCUUCAAUGGAUUGCUGACAGAAGCAGUUGUGUCUGGACAGCAGGUUUCCACGACGAGAAUAGCACAAAGAGCUCCUCGACUUUAAACCUAAACGGAGCGGAUCCUUGGAGCACUUGUCUCUUUGCAUUUCUGGAGAAAGACCGAGUAUUGACGUGUUGUCCUACCGCGGUGGCGCAUUCCUGGCCCGUUGUCUUCAACCGGAUAAAUUCCCUCUUCACCGUCGUAGACCCAACACCCGUGAACGACAACAGAGCUUCGCUUCUCCGGAGCUCCACCGCUGUCCGGAAACCAGUCAACGAAAGAGACGUGUACAUGCACGUAUGGAAGAACUACUUGACAUUCGGAUACAGAGUGGUCCCCCCGAUACCAAGCCCGAUCGUUCGUUGUGCCAGUCCAGAUCUUAGCCUUAGUGGUCAGCAUACGGUGGAGUUUGGUGUGUUGUGCAUGAGUAAGGAGUUGAGUCAGAGCCUGGAGAACCUCGGCGGGGCCCAGACCCUGCCGGGCCGGUUCUCCGUACCGUCCAUUUCCGGCAUCUACACCAGGCAUAAGCGGACCAGCUCUUCCCCGGACAGCCUCUCGGCGGAACGAGGUGACAACAAGUCCCCAGGGAACAAUGCAAGUCCUGCAGCUCUCUACAAACUCACCGUUCCUUUAUUGAAAUGCGAAGCGGUGUACGUGCGAGAUGCCGUUGUCCAAGCCAUCGGCAAAGUCAAUGCCGACGCCCUAAAGGACUUAAUGGAAGAGCUGGUUCCUUAUAUCCGGGAAGCCGUGGAUCGAAAGCAAGAGAACAUGAGGAGGAGACGAAGGAGGGACGCCUUAAGGCUGCAGCUCGUCCGCGUUCUGGAGCUGAUAGCGGAAUACGGGACUUUCGGGAUUUGCCCUGCCGUCCUGGACCGCGAGACUCAGUCUUUGCACCCUACCUUCGUCGAGUACAUAGACGGCGCCAGGCUAUACCUGGAGAACGAAUCCGACAAGGAGGCGCCUGCAGUGAGAGACAUAAAGUUGCACUUCUGCAACUUCAUCAGGAAGAUGAUCAAGAGUUUUUCGCUAGAGACGUGUCAUACGUUGCUGAAGAGGGACCUCCGGCGCAACUUGUUCACGCUUUUUGCGAGCUGGGCUGGCCAUUAUGGAAGACCUCUGACCAGCACUUCGUUCUCUCACGAGGAGGAGAAGGCUUGCUCGGAGUUGCAGCUCUCCGCUCUGCAGGCCAUGAGCGGUCUACUCUGUUGUGGACCUUGUUUUAAUCCUCAAUCACUUUCCGAGGAAGGUGCGAUACUGUAUCAGUGGUUGGACCUCUUGUUGGCCAGCAAAGACGAGAAGAUUUAUGCGUUGGCUCGGGAGACCGUGGUUUUAUUGCUGGAAGGAAACCCCGACAUUGGAGCUCUCCUCGACUGGGUCGUCGACCGUUGCUACACCGGCGAGCCACAAGUGGCGGACGGUUGCUUCCUUGCCUUGGCAACGAUAUUUAGCGCAAGAGAGUAUCCCUGCGAUCAUUACACCAGCGUCAUCAACGUCACCUUAAUGAACACCGGGUGUCCGCGUGCCCCAGUCCACGACGCAGCUCUUCAGCUUCUCCAGCUCCUGGACCAGCGGUUCUUCGGGAACGUGGGGCCUCUUCCUGCCACCGAAUUGGACACGGGACAAGACGACAUCGCGGCUGGCUCUUCUGCGGCCGGGGGACCAGGGCACACCAACUUGCCGGCUACUUCGGGGCCUCUUUCCAGCGUCCCUGCUAGAGGAGGCACCCUGGAUGCUCUUCUCUCCACUACUUAUUGCAGGAACCAGAUGUAUUUGUCUCGGCAACUUGCUCAGCUUCAUCCCGAUCUCACCAUGCCGAUGUUCAGCGAGAUCACGCACAGAUUCCAGACCGCUCGUCGCGAGGUUCGCCAACUACUUUUGCAGUACCUCUUGCCCUGGCUGCAUAAUAUGGAGUUAGUGGACCCCAACGUACCGCCACCAUCCAACCCUUUGAGUUAUUAUCAGUAUUAUGCCAGUGAUGUAACUCGCGGAGGUGGACGCAGAGAAGGCUGGGGAAGCGCAGAAGCGACGGAAAUGGUCCUCAACAAUUUAUUCUACAUCACCGCAAAGUUUUCCGAUGAACACCCGAAGGAGACGGAGGAGCUCUGGGCGACACUCUGCGGAUGCUGGCCGAAUAAUCUCAAAGUGAUGAUCCGAUACCUCAUCAUCGUGUCGGGUAUGGCUCCUCAGGAACUUCUGCCCUAUGCGAAGCGCGUCGUCCUGUACCUGGCGAGAGCCCGACCGGAUCGUCUGGUGGACGAGAUGAUGACGGAAUUGCAGACUGUGGAGACGUUGAAUUGUCUAAUCGAGAGGACGGAGACUCCCCCGUUUUACCGAUUGACGAGCAUGAGGAAAGCCUCGUCCCACAGCGACGCACCUGCUGCGGACCCGGGGAACCCACCUAGAGAUUUGGCGGUGGAGAAGGGCACCAUUCAUACGAAGAGACACUCUGGGGAGGAUCCUGUGAAGACGGGAUGCUCUAAGUCCGACACCGCUCUUCGGACGCUGGCAGGGUUCCCAACGCCGAGAGCCGAGAAAACCAGAACCGCCAGCGGUCCUCCAGUACUUCCCGAUGACCUGUCCACGCCUACAACAGAGCCCGAGCUUACAACUGACGAGUCUUGCUACGGGCCGCGAAACGUUCCUUCGGCAUCGAAUGGGAAGGCCUCGAAUACCGGAGAGAAAUUCGACAUCCCUCAGCCGCAUCCUCUUCCAAUGCCUGAAUACGGUGGAUAUUUCGCGCCUUUGACGGAGUUCCUGCCGGAUAGCUCGCAGCCCAUCAGCGGUUUCCACAGGUGCAACAUAGCCGUCAUGUUGCUGACGGACGUCAUCGUCGACGGCAUACAGCUCGACUGGGCAAUCCACGUGCCUCUGAUGCUGCACAUCGUUUUCCUCGGUCUGGACCAUUCUAGGCCUUUGGUCAGAGACCACUGUCGGUGUCUUCUUCUGAACCUCCUCGUGGUGUUGGGGGACCACCGGGACCACUUAGGCGUGGCUCGUGUCCUCCUUGCAUCAAAGACCGAACAGCUGGGGCUGGGAUUGUCGACCCCGGCCCUCCCGAUUUUGGAGCACAAUUUCACCGAAAUCGACCCCGAGUUCGAUAGUUACCUUUACGGGCCACCACCGGCUCCUCCUCCGGCGACUCCACCACCCUCCAGCUCGCCUCCUCCGCCGUGUUCUCCGCCACCUUCGCCACCACCGCCUCCACCGCCUCCUCCGCCACCUCCUCCGCCGCCUCCACCUCCGCCACCUCCUCCACCACCACCUCCUCCACCUCCUCCUCCUCCACCGCCACCUCCACCCCCGCAGUCGUCUCCUAGUGGCACCACACCUACCCAUUCUCCUACCCCAACCUCCAUGUCCACUCCUCCGUCGUCGAUUAAUCAGGUCGCCCAAGCUUUGACCGAUAACUUGAAGGAUUCCACCGGCCACAAGUAUGAGUCUUCGUGUGGCGGGUGGUCGUCUUCUGGAGGAACCGUUCCGACCAUCCCUCCGGUGAUCGUCACCCCUGAAGAAGGAGCCAACUGGAUUGGCCCCCAACCCGGACCUAACAUGCCCAUCCAGGACGUCAUCAAAUCUCUGAUCAACUUUCUGGCCUCUAGGACUAAUCAACCGUUGUGGAAUUACGAGGACAUGACGGCCAAGGUCUGGUGGGUGCGAAGUGCCGAGCAGUUGACUAUCCUCCUGCGACAUGUCCUGCGGGUCUUCAGGGACUCCUUGCCUCAUGCUUUAGUUAGCCAAAGAUGGGCGCAAACCGCCCUGCAAUUAGGGCUCUCUUGUUCCUCACGACAUUACGCUGGUAGAUCUCUGCAAGUCUUCAGGGCUCUUCGGGUUCCCAUCACGUCCAGGAUGCUGUCGGACAUCCUAUCCAGACUCGUCGAGACCGUCGCCGAGCAGGGAGAGGACAUGCAGGGAUACGUGACGGAGCUGUUGCUGACUCUGGAAGCUGCCGUCGACUCGCUGGAGUCCGACUUCAGGCCUCUGGACUUCAUGAAGGAGAUCUUCAAGUCUACCCCUAAUUUAAACAACAAGGACCCCGUGUCAGGCCUCGUUGUUGGAGGCAAACGCAGCCAGGGCGGGAAUGGCUAUCCAGCUGGUCCUCACCUAUUUUCACACCUGAAUCAAGGUGGACACACUCGCAGCACCAGCUACUCGGUCAGCUACUGCAUGCGGAAGUCGAGUGGUGCUGGCUCGAGCACAACCAGCGAUAACAAAGAACUAGACAGCCGAUCUGGUGGCAACAAGUUCCCGAACUCGAACCUGUCGAGAUCGCGAUCGGCUCAAUCCCUGAAGCUGUUGGGCGAUUCUGCGACCCAGGACGACAAGAUGACCAUCCUGGCCCAGCUGUUCUGGUUAUCCGUUUCCCUGCUGGAGUCCGACUACGAGCACGAGUUCCUGCUUGCUCUGAGGUUGCUGGGAAGAGUGCUUCACAGAUUACCGCUGGACCGUCCGGAUGCCAGGGACAAAGUGGAGAAACUGCAGCAACAGCUUCGUUGGAACUCCUUCCCAGGAGUGCACGCUUUGCUCCUCAAGGGCUGCACCAGCCCCAAUACUUAUGAGCCGGUUGUUACCCUGCUCUCUCAGUUUACCCCUCUUUUAGACCUCCCAGUUGUCGAUCCCACCCAGAGUUUGGCGUUCCCGAUGAACGUCGUUUCUCUGCUCCCUUAUAUGCUACUGAACUACGAGGACGCCAAUGAACUCUGCAUCAGGAGUGCGGAAAAUAUCGCUCAGGUGAGCGCAGAGAAGGGGAAGAAAUUGGAGAACCUGGGGACCGUGAUGACCCUGUACAGUCGGCGCACCUUCAGCAAAGAAAGCUUCCAAUGGACCAAGUGUGUCGUCAAGUAUCUCUACGAUACUUACGCCCAUCUUAGCUUCAACAUGUUAGCUUUCCUUGUUGAAGUCCUGGAGAAAGGCCCGACGAGCGUGGCGUUGCCGGUCCUCAGCAUCAUCCACUGCAUGCUGCAUUAUGUGGAUUUAGCCACUCAGGCUGCCCAGCCUAUCAACACUGAACUGCUCAGGGUCAUUUCGAAAUACGUCGAGGGUGCUCACUGGAAGGAAGCCCUGAAGAUCCUGAAGUUGGUCGUCACCAGGUCCUCCACCCUCGUGGCACCGCCUACAUCGGUUCAUGGUUCCUCGUGGGACUCCUCCUUGGCGUCUCCACAUCCAAGCUUCACCGACACCGAGAUAUUCACUAAGAAGGAAUUGCCUGGGAGGACGAUGGAUUUCACUUUCGACCUCACCCACACGCCGGUAAUUGGCAGACGUUGGCUGAUCCGUCCCGUUGCUGAAGAGAAACUCGGCUCUCCGAGACGCUUCUUGUCUCUUUCUCCGGCCGAUAGCAACGCUAUCGCUGGGUGGAAAAGGCCAUGGAUGUCUCAGGGUCGAGUACGCGAGUGCCUGGUGAAUCUGCUGACGACCUGCGGCCAGAGGGUUGGCCUACCAAAGAGCCCAUCUGUGAUAUUCAGCCAGAGUUCGGAUUUAAUGGAGAGGCAGUCUUCGAUGGCGUCCUCGACCGAGGAAGUAUCUGGAGCGAACAACGACUUGAGCGGAGGAUCUCGAAGAGACGAGGAGCAGUUCGGAGUCUUCAAGGACUUCGAUUUCUUGGAGUACGAAAGCGAAAGCGUCGAGGGAGAGAGCACCGACAACUUUAACUGGGGAGUAAGACGUCGACCCUUGAGCGAAGGAGAAGAACGGGAGCCGAGUUUGAGACAAUUCGAGGAGAGCCUCAGCGAGAAGACGCUGUCCUCCAGCAAACACACCACCAGGCGAGGAGUUGCCGAAGAAUCCUCCGACGACGAAAUUGGAUCAGAAUCGCCACUCGAAGAGGUUCCAGAAGGAGCUGCAGCGGGCCGAGAUGCGAACAGCAUCCCUGGGAUCUUCCCUCCGUCAUCUCUGUCGCUCAUUCCAAGUCGAACUCGUCAUGACUCUUCUACACGAUCCGAUACCUCCGGUUCCAGUGCCGGGGAUCUCGGGGAUGUGACACCUUGCAACGCCUCGCCAAAUUUGUCGGCGCUUAUGCCUUUCAGACAAGCCGUUCGCGACGAUGCUGAAGAGAUCUGGAGGCAGCAGAUUCAGAGCCUCAUCACCCAGUCGCCAUAUAACACGCUGGACUUCUUCCACUUGUUGAGCCGGAUCUUGAGAGACGUCAGCGGAAAAUCCAUAGGGCUUACCCGCGAGGCUGGGAGCUUGCUGAGCACCGGAGGACCCAUGGCAAUCCAAUUGGGUUCCCAUUUGUCUAGUCACGCAGAACUCCUCAGUUCGAAGGCCGAACCUCCAUUGGUCUGGUUCUCCACGACGGUCUUCACCGCCCAGAGGUUGAACGAGUCCCUUCGCUUCGGCAUGCUGGAGGUCCAGGAACACCUGGAAACAUUCCUGGACAAGAAGGACCACGCCUCCGAGUGCCUAGAGGCCGUCAAGGCGACGAUGAAGCUGCAAGUUCUCGGCGAUACCCAUUCGUCCUUUCCGGGCCUGGACGAGAUGUUCCUGGACCUCGGAAGAGCUCUCUACAAGCUGCAUUUCCAGUUAUUAUUGCUGAUCGAGGCGUUGAACAAAAUGCUGGGCGUCCUGAACGCCGCUGCUAGGAACGUCCAUUCUACUCUCCAGGACAUGUCCGCAGAGGUGGCGAACAUGAAGUCCGCCCUGAGCAAGGCUCUAGAAGAGAGCACCGAGAGCGAGCGAGAAACUCCGACUCCAACCCCGAGCCCGAGUCCUCUGCCUGGCGCUGGUGCCCUCGAGGAGGUCGCCAGGGUGGCGGAAUUCCUCAGGGCUGCAAGAUGGUCCUCUGCCUUGGAAGCCGUCAGACUACAUCGCGCUCAAUGGCCUGGUGACCCUUUCCACGAUGACGAUGACGUCACCACCGCCGUCAACAUGUACUGUAAACAUCUUGGACAAGAUCGUUCCGAUCUAUUCGUCGUGACGAGGAGCGACGCGGAGACGUCCGAGAUAUUCGGCAGACUUAUGGAAAGUCUCUUCCAGGUGUUGGCCUCCGUGAGCGGCCUCGAGGCGGCGACGAAGGCCGCGAGGACUCAGGACACGAGUCACUCGAAAACCGACUGCUAAUGUAACGUCAGUUUAGUUCGAGGUCGCAUUAAUAUCUAUUAAAUGGCGCUGCGCUCGCGUACGGAUGACAAAGCUAGGAAAGCGAGAAUCUGGUCCUCGGGAUGCCAGGAAAUCCAGGAAAAAACGUAGAUUUGGCACGGGCGGCUUCCGACGCCCACAAUCAGGCUCUAGGCAUCGAUUGUUGAACUCCACCGAGGCGAAACGCACCCUGUUGGAUUCUUCAGGGUUUUACUCAAAACUCACUCUCUGUAACGAGUACCCCAAGGGGUACUCGACAUAUCGAUGGCUGUACCCUACAUUUUUACGUUCGUAGGACAUUCGAAUUCCGGCCGACUGCGAUCGGGCUCCGAAGAAUUUUGUUUCCGUCGAUGACGAGGAUCGCGCGAUGAACUGAAUAGCGCAGGUUAGCGGAUUCUUAAUAAAUGUAUUUAAUAAACCGCCGGGAAUUUAUUUAAUACGCCGAAAAAUGAGUCAGAGACUCGCCGAUGAGGUCGCCUCGGGAAGGUAAAAGAAUGAAUAUUGAACACCAGUGUCAUUAAGGGGAUGUGAAAGUGG